Molecule: messenger RNA, 10311 nt
Organism: Columba livia (rock pigeon)
Lineage: Eukaryota; Metazoa; Chordata; Aves; Columbiformes; Columbidae
Product: protocadherin gamma-A10-like
Exons: 1
Coding region: 908-1489 (193 amino acids)
Biological process (GO): homophilic cell-cell adhesion
Cellular component (GO): plasma membrane
Molecular function (GO): calcium ion binding
Source: RefSeq, a predicted model, not a curated record
UUUCCCUGGAGCUUUUAAACCUUCUUCCCUGUUCUCCUGCGUUUUCGCGAGUGGUGAGAAUGGAGUGUGCGGUCUGUGUCUCCGUCAGGAAACGAAUAAUCCAGGUACACCCCUUCUGCUAAAAGCAGGCAGUUCGUGUCAUUAUUUAUCAGUUCUUUGGUGCUUCCAUGUUCAACUGAGAGGUGUUAACUACUACUCUCAUAGGAGCUAGUAACGCGGUAAAUUAAUGACUCGGCAAGAUGAAAAAUGUGAUGAACGCUUUAAGUUAGAGAUUUCUUCUUUCUCACCGUUUUUUCCCCCAACCUGAUGUGCUUGCACCUGGAUGCAAAACCGUUGGUUUGCCAAAGGAAAGGUGCGUGUAGCUCCAUGAGUGGCGAAAUUACAGAUAGAUCCUCCCUAUUGAAUGUUCCCCUCUUCCUGCGUGUGUUUUAUCGGGUUUUGGAACAAGGAUGCUACAGAAAUGGCAGCAUUGAUGGGACAGGUAAACAUUAUCCACGCAAGAUUUUUCCCAGUUCUUAGUGCAGUUAUUUCCAAUUUUAACGGUUAUGACGGAUCCUUGAUAUGUAGAAUGAGAUCCACUGAUUCUACAUGAUGGUGUCGCGAGACUGAAAUUGUCUCUUGGUGUUAGACAUGUUUUUUUCCUGAAACAUGCGUGCUUUCUCCAUGAAAGGAGAAGUUAUGGGUUGUUUCUCCUUGAUGAAGAGGAGAGUGUCGCCAGUCUUUUGGUGUGAGGCUUCUGCAGAAAAGGUAGCACGAGUGUCACAGGUAAAUUCGUCCGUGCAUUUUUUCUCUUUGCAAUUACUUUUUUAACGGGCACGUGAAGUACACUUUCCAUAAAAUUUCAGGUCGGUCCUCCGAAAUUUUCCACCUGAACUCUGAGACAGGAGAAAUAUCCCUUAAGGAUGACAUGGACUUCGAAGAAUUACCCUCACAUGAACUGGAGGUGCAGGCACGGGACGGCGGGGGAUUUCUAGAAAGAGCGACAGUCACGAUAACGCUGACAGACGUCAACGACAAUGCACCCGAACUGACAGUGUCAUCGUCUCUGAGCGAGAUCUCUGAGGAUUCCCCGACGGGGACAGUGGUGGCUCUACUGCACGUGCAGGACCGCGACUCGGGGGUAAACGGCGAGGUGCGGUGUAGCAUUGCAGACAACCUCCCAUUACGCUUGGAGAGGUCGUUUGAUAAUUACUACCGCGUGGUCACUGCUGAGGAGCUGGACCGGGAGCAGGUGUCGGAGUACAACGUGACGGUGCGGGCGGCGGACGGCGGGUCGCCUGCGCUGUGGAGUAGUGCCGUGCUGUGGCUGCGGGUGCUGGACGUGAACGACAACGCGCCGGUGUUCGCGGAGGCGCGCUACAGCGCCCGUGUGCCCGAGAACAACGCGGUGGGCGCGCUGGUGCUGAGGGUGCAGGCGUGGGACGCGGACUGGGGGCAGAACGCGCGCGUUUCCUGUUGCAUGAUGUCUUCCGUGAAUGGCAGUUAUUGAGCACAGAUGGACAAUUUAUAUUAAGAUUUGAUGACUGUAUCUUUAUUAGAGCUGCAUUUAACAUUUAUUUGAAUUACUGUGAUGUUUGGGUAGAACAAAGACUAUUUUGAGAUAGGGCAGGUCAAAACGUGGUGUGCUGUAAUCAAAAUGCCUACAAGGUAGGUUACAUGAUUCAAUUUGUCCUGCUUGUUAGACGGAACCGACAGUUGUGGCUCCACACAUGUUCCCUCUUCUAUUGUCUGAAGGAAUUGCAUGAAAGAACUGUGUCUGCGGUGUGAGAUGCUGUGUGAGUCUUCUGUGGACUUUUUAUCAACCAGAUACCUGUCUUGUGUACCUACUACAGUUGACAUAAUCUGAAAUGUUAAGCUAUUAUUCCUUUACUUGUGCAAGUUUCCCAUUCUUGCCUUUUUUCUUAUCCAGGUCUACAGUUGGGCCUCAUUGUGGCUGGUGGCCCUGAAAACAUGGUGGCCCUGAAAACUCUUAUAGUCGUUUGGUUGGGGAAGCAGUUUGUAGCCAUACUUGGAAGGUGUUCAGCUGCAAGACAAAGGUUGUCAUAGACCUCUGUUUCGCUAAAUGUCACUGAAUGGCAUGUUCUUUUGCUUGUAGCUACCAUAUUGUCAAAACAGUGGAUAGUGAUUUUGAUUCAAGAAAAGGCUGUGAAUGCAGAGUAAGGAGGGUGAGAGAGUGGCUUAAAACCAUGGAAGUAUGUGAGUUAAUGUUGCUUUGAUUUUGUGCCUGGUUCCAAGGCCUGUGCCAUGUUUGCCGUGAUCCUGGAUUGCCUGUCCUGAAAGGCAAUUGUAAUUCUCUAAUUGUAAAGUAUUUGCACAAUAACUGUGCAUGUAGAUUGAUGAUGCAUAAACGGCUUAUAAUUCCUGUGUAAAAUCUCCUUUUUCCAUCUCUGUCUCUCUAUAACUUUGCAAUGUAGAGUUGCUCCACUGUUGUAAUUACACUUGAUUUCAGGUCUUUCUUUUGGCCAGUGCUUUUGCAUUUGAAAGUGUGAGUGCAUGUGUUGUUUUGCAGCAACCACUUCCUUCAAACACCAAAGUUUUUUUUUUUUUUUUUUUUUUUUUUUUUUUGUGAGAAAAAUGAAGCAGAAGAUAAAGAAGUAUCUAUUGUAGUUUCUCAGGAGCUUUUAACUUGAGAAUGAGGCCCAUGAUAAAGUGUUUACACAUAUGGUUUUCAUAUAUGUGGGAGAUGAGUAGGCCACAUAUUAGAAGAUGUGAGGAAAUCCAAUGACUAUUUCUUAAAAAGAAACCCCCAGAAAUGUUGUCCAGAGUAAGAUUGUAAGAUUGCACUUGCAGUGUGAGACCACAAUGACUUCUAAUGCUCUCAGGGAUUAAUUUCCACAUCUGUAGUGAAUCCUGAGACAUCCUUCGAAUGAAUUUCUCUGACAACACUUUAUUGAUUAAUGCUUCCUUAUAUUGGUUGGCUGGUUUCUGGUUCUGUUUUUCUUCUUUUGGUUUCCUAGCUAUGAAGGUUUACUUGUAAUUAUUGGCAUACCUGGUUUAGCAAUGUGUUGUGUAUUCUUGCGUCUUGCUCACGCUAUACCGGGUGUUAAAAGCAGGAGACGUGAGGCUGCCUUUGUGUUAUGUUUUUGAUAGGGAGAGUAGAUGAAAAAAUUACUACAGAAGUCACAUCUCUGUAGAGCGUUGUUUGUCAUGAAAGAAAGGAUUCGACUUAAGCUAUUUGAUGGCCAUUUUUGUUUUUCUGUUCAGCAUUUUUGUGCUUUAGAAUCCUCUGUUUCUCAUCAGAAUGGUGGUGAGCAGACAAAUGUACCUUUCUUCUUGGUGUGAUCGUAGUACAUUAUCAUCUCAUGAUAUGUUUUUCCCAAUUCUGAGAAGGUCAGAAGCAAACCUGCAAGUUGUGUAGGGUUGGAGAGAAAACAGAGCAGCCUGUAGAAGAACAGGCAGUCAUUUCCUUCCUUGCCGCAAUUAACACAAACAUGUGCUUAAUGGAGUACUAUGCACUUUGCGUUGCUUCUGCUGAAUAGUUUGACCUAAGAAAUGUUAUUAUUCUACUUGAUCCAUUCACUUCAGUAUGUUUCUAACUUUUCCCUUGCUUCUUGUCAUGACCUUAACCUCAGGGUAUCUGAUCAUAUUUGGAAAGUCUUAUCUGUGCUCACUCCCAUACGCACCUUUGAUUUUUACAGCUGUGGAGAGGAAGGCUUUCAUAAACAUAUGUUUCUUCCAGAAACACACUUGUCUCUAGUGAAAGAAAGCAAAACGAUCUGUACUGCAGUCCUCAAAGCACCGAGCGGCAACCCAGCCCAGUCAAGGUUUCCAUGAACAAGCUAGAGAUCCGUGGCAGAACGUCUAUAGGAUGUCUCCCACAUAGUCCCCCAAAACAUGCUGACUGCUAAACUGGAGAGAGAUUGGUUUGACUGGUGGACUGUUGGAUGGAGAAAGAACUGGCUGGACAUCCACAUCUCAAGAGUUAUAAUUAAUAAUUGAAUGUCCAGCUGGCAACCAGUAGCAUAUGGUGGACCAGUACUAUUUAGUACCUUCAGAGACAGUGGGAUUGAGUGCACCCUCAGCAAAUUUGCAGACAACACUAAGGUGAGUGCUGCAGUUGAUUCACUCAAGGAAAGAGAUGUCAUCCAGAGGGACUCUGAUAGGCUUAAGAAGUGGGCUCUUAUGUGCACCUCAUGAAGUUUGACACGACUGAGUGCAAGGUCCUGCACCCCGGUCGGGACAAUACCCAGUUUCAAUACAGACAGUGGGAUGAAUGGACUGACAGCAGCCUUGCAGAGAAGGAUUCAGGGGUACUGGUGGGUGAUGAAUGGGACAUGAGCUGGAAAUGUGCAUUCACAGCCCAGAAGGCCAAUUGUAUCCUGGGCUGCAUAGCAAGUAGUGUGAGUGGCAGGUCAAGGGAGGUGGUUCUCCCCUUCUACUCUGCUUUUGCAAGAAUGCACCCGGAGUACUGUGUGGAGGUCUUGAGCACACACUACAAGAAAGACAUUGACUUGUUAGAGUAGGUCCAGAGAAGUACUAUGAAAAUUGUCAACGGUCUGGAACAUGUCUGCUGUGAAGAGGGCUGAGAGCGUUGAGGUUCUUCAGCCUGGAGAAGGCUCUCAGCAGAUGUUAUUGCACCUGACAGCAGGCCCUGUCAUGACAGGACAAGAGGUAAAGAUUUUAAGCUGAAAGAGGGUAGGUUUAGAUUGGACAUAAGGAAGAAAUGUAAAUGAUAUGUAUGUGAAAAGUCAGGAAGGUUUGGAAAUAAUAAUCGUGGGAACUGUUAAAGGGAAAAAGAGUUCUGUUUUGCUGCUUUCACUGUUCAGUUCACGUCUGAGUUUCUUCUUCCCAGGUCAGUUUGGUCUAAGACACAUUAUUCCAGGUGUAUUGGGAACUCUGUGUGUUUGCAGGUUGUUGGGAUGUACUUUAUUCAUAGUUUAAGUAUGUACUUAUUAUAAAUGUUACGUAUGGAUAGGCUGACAAUGUACUAACGGUAACUGGUGGAACCAAAUGAUUAUUCAUUCCCUACUAAAUACCUGGGUUAUGUUACUUCACCAGGAGCCAUAAUCUUUAAGAGUAUUUUGUGAUACCUUCCUUUCUGCUGGUAAUAAUUUCUUGCCUUGCUCAUUGUAAUGAUCUGAAGAUGGGUCUUUGUCUCUGACAAUGUGUGGAACGUCCCAUCUGCUACAUUUGCCUGAGUGUCCCCUACGUGCCUUUCAUGUUUACAGCUGUAAAGAGAAAGAUUUCCAUAGAUAUGUUUCUUAAAAAUGUUAUUGCAAGAAAUGCACUUGCUUGUCACAUACACAUGCUGAGAAGUCAAAUAUCAUCCAUGGUAAGGAGAAGAUUUCUGUGCAGCUUUCCAUUAGGUGGAGUGCAUGUGCAAAUGAUGAACACCAUUUAUAACCAUGUGAGCUGUGUAGUGUUUCAGGAGAGUUUUGAGGGUGCUGUGUGUGAGGAGGUACUGGUGGAGAACUGGCAUGUGUUUUGUUGAUUCCCAAGGAUUGUUUCUGACCUUCUGAAAAUGUGUCUGAAGGUGUCUUAUUAUUACCUUGCUCAGACAGACCUCCUGUAGGUUCAUCAUUGUUCUUUCUUAUGGCAUGAUGUUCCCUGUGAAUGGUAUUUGAAGGCUUGCCUUGCUUGUUGUGAUGAGGUAGAGGUGGGGCUCUGUGUCUGAUCAUGCACCUGAAAAAAUCACUGGAAUUUAUGCCCUUUCUUGUCACAUAGGCAUGAAGAGAAGUCAGUGCAGGAUCAGCAAGAGACUGACCUGGAAGCAGGAGAAGAGAGGGUUGUAUACUCCGACUGGGCAGUGCUUUAAUGUAAUGCCUAGUGCCAAGGCCUCUGCCACUUACACUACAGCCCUUUUCCUGCCUCCUGAAAGAGGAUGACAAUCUUGUGACAAGUCGUUCUGCAAGUAAUAGGCAUGAGAAUGCAAACAUGUCUCAGGGGUACUAUUUCUAGUGUUUGUUGUGUCAAAUGUCCCUUUUCCAGAUACAUGUGCUUGUAAGACAGUGAUAUACAGUUUCAUUCUCAUUGUAUUAAACUUUUCCCAGCCUUGACCAGCCUUUGUAUAUUGUUAAUGGUUCUUGCUCCUAUGAAGUAACUGGUGAUGUUUCAUCAGCAUUAAAAGUGCUGUGAAUGUAGGGAGUGGGAGUGUAUUUUUGUCAGGAAGUUUUGGGUUUGGUCUUGGUAUUUGAACUAGGUGCAAGGAGGGUAUUCAUUUUACGCACUGUCAUGUCCAUUACACCUUUUCCUGUGAAUGGUAGCCAUUGAGAAUAGAGGCAAACAUUGCAUUGAUGGUUGCAGAGUCACAUCUUUUCCAAAUUGCUCCUGUGUAUGAUGGUGUUUUGAUCCGAUACUGAUGACUAAGCCUUUAACUGAACUGCAUGUUGCUUGUGCCCUUAGAACAUUUUCUAUUUCUUGAAAUAAGUGUGGUGAACAGGGAAGUUUCUAUGCCUGCAUUCAUGUUGUGAUCCUUGGUCUCCAUAAGGUGGAGCUGCAUGUGCAACGUGUCAGUGGUGUUUGUCUACAAAGUUUUCUUCCUUGUGUGAUGUUGGAGCAUACUGAAGCAUUUGGUCUGCAAAGAGAAAGUGCAAGUGGCACGGCUCACUCUGCUAUAGUUUGAAAUGUCUAAAAGGGAGGUGUAAAUGCUAAUUUCCUCCUACUUGUUAAAUGGGCCCCAUAGUUCUCCUUCUGUGCAUUUUCCUUUUCUUUUUGUCCAAAGAAAUUCUUCAGAGAACUGUGACUAUAGUGUUUGGUAUAAACUCCUGUGUGAUCCUCCCAUCUACUUUUUAGCAACUAGAAACCCUUCUUGUGUACCAACUACAACUGAUAUAAUCUGAAAUAUUAACCUAUGAGUCCUUUGCUUCUCUAGGUUUCCUAUUCCUUCUAUGUUUCUUCUUAUGUUCUGAAACUGGGCAUCAUUUUGGCUGAUAGUUCUUAAAGUAGUGAUCUGUUAAAAUUAUCAAGCCACAGGAGCAGUUUCCACCCAUAUCUUGAAGAUGUUCAGCUGUCAAGACAAAGACUUCCUACACCACUGUUUCCCAAAAACGUUGCUGAAUGAAAUGCUUGUUCACCUGUGACUGACAUAGAGACAAAAUUUGGAUAUUGUCCAUGGUGCAACCAAAUGCUGUGAAUGCAGAGCAAGGAGGGUGAGAGGCUGUAUUCCAACCAGGAAAAUAGGUGGACCAAUGUGGUUUUGGCUGGGCAAUGGUUUGAUUUCAUGCCUGCUGCCAAGAGAAGGACUCGUGGGUAACAUGUUUGUUGGAGGUUGCAUUUGGCAUAGUUAUCAUGAAAUGAUUGAGUUUGCUAUUACUGGACAAGUAAGGAGGCUGGUCAACAGAACUACUACUUUUGACUUCUGAAAGGCAGACUUUCAUUUAUUUAGGAGUCCCUUGGGAGGCAGUCCUGAAGGACAAAGGAGUCCGGGAAGGCUGGUCUCCCUUCCAGACAGAAAUCUUAGAGGCACAGGAACAAGCUAUCCCCAUAUGCUGAAAGGUGAGCUGAUGGGGAAGAAGGCCAGCCUGGAUGAAUAGAGAACUGUGGCUCGAAUUUAGGAAUAAAAGGAGAAUUUAUAACAUUUGGGUGGAGGGGCAGGCUACUCAAGAGGAAUUCAAGACUGCUAUGAAGUUAUGAAGGGGGAAAUAUAGAAGGGCCAAAGCCCAGUGAGAUCUAAGCCUGGAUAUUGCUGUAAAAGACAACAAUAAAUGUUUCUGUAAAUAUAUCAGCAAUGAAAGGAGAGCUCAGGACAAUCUCCAUCCUUUGAUGAAUGCAGGGAGAAACACAGUGACAGAAGAUGAGGGCAAGUCUGAGGUACUAAAUGCCUUCUUUGCCUUAGACUUUAAUAGUAAGACCAGUUGUGCUUCAGGUAUUCAGUCCCCUGAGCCAGAAGACAGGGAUGGGGAGCAGAAUGAAGCCCGGUAAUCUGAGGGGAAAUGGUUGAUGAUCUGCUACACUAGUUAGGCACCCACAAGUCUAUGGGGCCAGAUGGGAUCCAUUCAAGGGUGUUGAGGGAGCUGGUGGAGGUGAUGACGAAGCCACUUUCCAUUAUCUAUCAGCAAUCCUGUCUAACUGGGGAGGUCUCUGUUGACUGGAAGUUGGCAAAUGUGACACCGAUCCAUAAGAAGGGCCAGAAGGAGAAUCCAGGGAAUUACAGGCCUGUCAGUCUGACCUCAGUGCCAGGAAAGGCCAUAGAGCUGAUCAUCCUGAGUGCUGUCACAUGGUACACACAAGACAACCAAGCAAUCAGGCCCAGUCAGCAUGGGUUUGUGAAAGGCAAGUCCUGCUUGACCGACCUGAUCUCCUUCUAUGACAAGGUGACCUGCUUGGUACAUGAUGUAAAGACUGUGGACGUUGUGUACCUAGACUUCAGUAAAGCCUUUGAGGCUGUAUCCCACAGCAUUCUCCUGGAUAAGCUGCAGCUCAUGGCCUUAAUGGGUGUACUCUUUGAUGGAUAAAAUGAUUGACUAGAGGGCCAGGCCCAAAGAGUUAUGGUGAAUGGAGUAAAAUGCAGUUGGUGGCUGAUCAUGAGUGGUGCUCCCCAGGGAUCAAUACUUCUGUUUAGUAUCUUUAUCAAUGAUCUGGAUGAGGGCAUUGAGUGCACACUUAAUAAGUAUGCAGAUGACACUGUGGGUGGGAGUGUUGAUCUACUGGAAGGCAGGAAGGCUCCACAGAGGGACCUGGACCAGCUGGAUCAUUGGUCUGAGGCCAAUUACAUGGGGCUUAACAAGAGCAAGUGCCAGGUUCUGCAUUUGGAUCACAACCCACUGCAAUGAUACAGGCUUGGGGAAGAGUGGCUGAAAAACUACCUGGCGGAGAAGGACUUGGGGAUGUUGAUUGACAGCAGCUGAAUAUGAGCCAGCAGUGUGACCAGGUGGCCAAAAAGGCCAACAGCAUCCUGGCUUGUAUCAGGAAUAUGUGAUCAGCAGGACUAGCGAUGUGAAUGUGCCACUGUACUCUGCAUGGUGAGGCCUCACCUUGAAUACUGUGUUCAGAUUUGGGGCCUUCAUUAUAAGAAAGACCUUGGGGUACUAGAGUGAGUUCAGAGGAAGGUGACGGAGCUGGUGAAGAGCCUAAAGGACAAGUGUUAUGAGGAGUGGUUGAGGGACCUGGAUCUGUUUAGCCUGGAGAACAGGAGGCUGAGGGGAGACCUUAUCGCUGUCUACAACUACCUGAAAGGUUAUAGCGUGGAAUGCCUUGGUCUUUUUUCCGAAGUAGCAAGUGGUAGAACAAGUAGAAAUGGCCUCAAGUGCCAUCAGGGAAGGUUCAGAUUAGAUAUUAGGAAAAUAUUCUUCACAGAAAGGGUUGACAGGCAUUGGAACAGGGAUGGAGUCACCAUUCCUGGAGGUGUUUAAAAGGUGCAUAGACGAGGUCCUUAGGCCCAUGGGGUAGGGCUAGGGUUAGGUUACAGUUGGACUCGAUGGUGUUGAGGGUCUCUUCCAAAUGAAAUGAUUCUAUGAUUCAUACUGUGGUCCUAGAUUCACUGUCCUGAAAGGUCCUCUGAUAAUAAACUAUUAUUAGUGUGAACCCAGUACUGUGUUUCAUGGGUAGGACAGCUUAUGUUUCCUGUGUGAAACCUUUUGAAUGUAGAAUUUCUUCAUAUUUCUUUGGGAUCUUUGAUUCCUGGGAGGUUGUGGUUUAUUUUCCGCAUUUCUUCACAAUGCAUUUGCAUUUGAAAGUGUAGUAUUGCUUUGCAGAAAAUACUUUCUUCAACCACCCAAGGCAGAAUGUUAGGUGUAAGGAGAAUGAAGCAGAAGCUAAAAGACAUUCUAUUGCACUUUCUCAGAAGACUGGGCUUGAGAAAGAGGCCCAUGAUAAGACAUUUAAACUUACAGCUUCAUAUUUGUCGGAGAUGAGGAGACCACAUGGUAUUAAAAAGUUUCUGAGCGCUGGUAACUACUUCUUACAAUGUAGUCCAGAGCAAGACUUAAGGUUUCACUUGCAGCUUUAGAGAUAGGCAAUGUCCAGGUGCUCUUAGGGAUCAAUUCCCUUGUCUGCAGUGAAGACCAGGACAUCCUCUCAGUGAGUUUCUCUGAACACCUUCUUUUUGAGAUUUUGUUGAGUUGUUUGUCUGAUUUUGGUCUUUUUCCUGUUCUCCUAUUUUUAAGUAGCAGUGUGUCCCCAUUUAUAAAUCCAUUGUGGUUUGGUGCCUCUUGCUCAUAUUACAGCAGGUGUGUAGAGCAGGAGAUGUGAGGGUACCAUUGUGUUCUGUUUUUUUUGGUAGGGAGAGUAUAUGAAAGCAUAACCUUGAGUAGAAGUCACAUCUCUGCAUAAUAUGUAUGUGAUAAAAGACAAGAGAUUUUCUUCUCACCUAAAAUAAAAAUCACCAUGUAAGUCAGAGACUUAUAUGGAAAAAAAAGAAAAAAAAAAGAAAAA